AUGCCAAGACCUAAAAAAGUCGACGAGAUUCGCACGAGAAACCUGCGAAUAGCUGCGGAAAAGCGCCGCGAAGAAGAAAACCAUCGGACAAAUGAAUGGGCGCUCUUGAAAGUCGAAAAGGAGAAUUGGGAAGAAGAACGGAAACAAUUGAAGCGAGAGAAUGAACACCUGAAGAUGCUACUCGACGACGGAGAGAAGCUUGUGAAGUUCCUCAGAGACCAAAUCCAAGCUCUGAAGCAAGAGGCUCGCGAAGAUGAGGAGUGGGUGCGUCGCCACCGGGAUAGAGCGGAAAAAGCGGAGAAUGAAGCCGCAGAUUUGCGUUCUUCGUACGAGCAACACUUCUCCCAUGCGGUUGAGGUUGUGAAGGAAAAUCUCCAGAAAGAGAAGGAAGCAGAAGUGUCGCCGCUCCGGGAAAGGCUGUCGAACAUAUCCGCGUUUCGAUUCAAGAAGGAGUAUUGCAAACUGUUGAGCAGAACCGCCAGAGAAGAGAGGUGCAGAGAGCUUGCCGAAUACGUGAAGGAGUUUGCCGGUCCAAGCAGCGUCGAUCAGUUUCUCAUCGACUUCGUGCGAUUUGUGUCUGAGAGCGAGCAGUUUUCUUUCUCUUUGUCGCUGAGCGACUGGGAUUCGUUCGUUGCCGCAAUUCAUUGGCGCCUUUCCGACCGAUUUCUCAGGUCUUUUAAGGCUUUCGUCACAAGCCGCUUGCACUUCGACGUGUUCGGAUCGCGAGCAGAAAUUGCAAAUCUGAAGAAAAAGUUUGCUCCAGGUGUCAACUACGCCAUCGACAUUGUGUCCGGAGAGAGAACCACGAGAACAGGCCGUCGGAUCCACGUUCGCUCCGCAGUCGUCGGGAUCGUUCACUUGGAAGAAGUGCUCUCGAGAAGAAUAUCCGCUCUCCAGAAAUCCGGUCGCCUUGUUUUCGACGACGUGACAGAUGAUGAAAUAAUUGUCGGAAUUGCGGGAGACAAAGGAGGAGAGCAGACGAAGGUAGCAAUGAUGAUUGCCAACUCGCACACUCCGAAUGAUCCGAAAGGAAGCAUUGUUCUCGGGUUCUACACGGGGAACGACGAUCACCGAACACUGAAGGAACGAUUGGGAUCCGUUUUCAAGCAAGUGAGUACCUCAAAUUCACAACGAUUGUUAAGCUAUUGUUUUCAGGUGAACGAACUGAAAAGUGUCACGUACAUGUGCAAUGGAGGAUAUGUCACAAAGAAAGUUCGGAAAUUGGUUGUGGGCGACUGUAAAUAUCUCUCUGCUCUUCUUCAUCACCCGGGACAGUCUUCGAAGUGCCCGUGUUUUGUGUGCACGCUUCCUUGGACAACUCACGGGGCGAAUGCCGCUCUCGUCGGCACUUUUCCCUUUGAAAACAGUGGCGACGUGAGGUCCUUGGACGAGCUGAAACUGCAGGGAGACGUGCUGCUCGACGUCGAACCAAUCUCGAUUGCUCCUCCUGCUCUUCAUUCACUGUCCGGGGUGACUAAGUCCUAUGUUCUCGACCCGCUCAUUGCUCAUUGCAAUCAAAUCGAUUCGAAAAGCCAAGUACUUCCCAGAGAGCUGAAACAUCAAAGGAAGCUUCUGAAGCAGAGGAAAGCGGGCGUGGAAAGAUACGAGAUGCGGGUUGACGCCCUGCAACAGUCGAAGACCAUGGCCGACAGAGCUUCGGAAGUUCUGAAGAAGUUUGGAUCAACGGGAAGGGGCCGUCGCAGUCAGGUGGAGGCAUGCGCGUCGUCGGUUUGUCUGGCAGCAAACGCGAAGAAAAGCACUUUUUCGCCGCUCCAUUCGUUCGUGUGCUCCCGUUGCUCGAAGACGAUCCAUGCAGUUUGCGCAUUUCAAUUCGACGAUGGGGAAGUCUUCGAAAAUGCGCAGCCGACGAUUGAUUGUCUAGAUUGUUCCGUCGGAUCGACGAUUUCAGUGGAGACGCGGAUUGAUCUUCUGUCUCACAGAAGGGACCGUAUCGCUGCUGAUUUGGAAGAAGACUCCGCUGUGCUCGAGGAAUUCACUGAAAUGAUGACCGAAUUGGAAGGCUGCAUGCAAAAGUCUUCGGGGCCAACGAGGAAGAAGUUCGAAGAGGCACUCCGAUCGUUUGGUGUUGAUCAGCGUGUGUGGCUUCAAGACUUCUGCGGAAAUCAUAUCAGAAAGAUUCUGCGAGCGGAAAACAUCGAGAAGAUUGUGAACGUCUUCCCUCCUAGUCGCUUUAUUUCGAAGAUCAGGCUCGUUAUGUACAAUCUCGACUUUCUCAUGACAAAUGCGGAUCCUGCCGCUAAAAGUGAGAAAGAAAUCGAUGAGAUCGAGCAAAAUGUGAACGAACUGAUCCGUAAUAUCAAAUCAGCGACGCCGGAAGCGGUUCUUACACCAAAAUUGCAUUUGGUUGCGUGCCAUCUGGUUCCUUUCCUUCGUGCCAACCGUUCAUGGGGAAGACUGACGGAACAGGCGAUCGAAAGCCUGCACGCGCUCUUCAAUACGUUCAAUCGCAGAUUCGCAGCGGUUCGAGACGAAAAGCUGCAUGCGCAGCUCAUUCUCCAACAAAUGGCCUGCUUCAAUGCCAUUUUUGACUGUGGAAUGUCUAUCGACUAA
Caenorhabditis sp. 36 PRJEB53466 is the source of this 2571-nucleotide messenger RNA. NCBI's taxonomy places the organism in Eukaryota, Metazoa, Nematoda, Chromadorea, Rhabditida, Rhabditidae. The record is from the annotation of a GenBank genome assembly.